GCCGGCUGAUCGGGGUGGCGGCGGCGGUCGCCGCGUUCAUCGCCCUCGCGGCGUUCGGAUCCGCCUCGCCCUCGCCCAAGUCCUUCGUGAAAUCCACCGUCGCCGCCCACGACGUCGUCAUCUUCUCCAAGUCAUACUGCCCGCGCGCGGACGAUCUACUGUCUGUAAAGCUAGAAUCACCAGAUAGGGUGAGUAUACUUCGCUUCUUCGCGUGUCCCGCUGUGGAAUUCCGGUUUUUGUGUAGUACUCUAAAAUUCACGAUUUGGAUUUUACCCAAUUAGAUUAAGCCCAGUUCUAUUCUGAGAAUAUUGGCCCUCUGUGAUCAUCCGGGAACCGGGAUUGCUGCCUGCUUUGCAUUUCUUGGUACAUUGUGUAAAACAAGCUGCGGUUACAUUUACUCUGCUUGUUUCCUGUAAUAUGAUUUCUGAUUAUUCUGUUUAGUCAAUUAAUCCACUCUAGUUUAACAGAAUAUGUUGUUUUGCCAGAAAAUGCUACCAUUCAUUCAGGCUUUCAGAGCCUAUUGUUAGGUCAGAAUUCUAGAGUCGUAAACUUAGCAGUGCAUCUUGUAUCGGUCUAGCUCACUAGAUUUCUUGCAAUUCAGUGCAAGAAGCUUAACUGAAUUAUUUUAUAAAGUUUAACACAAACACCUGCAGAGAGUAAUGAGUAGAUGGCAGAAAAUGCACUGAUAAGCAAUACAGUGAGUAGAACAAUGAAUGUACAGAGAAUGUUUGAACAGUGAUUGUGUGGAUAUCAUGUGUCAGCUCCACGUAUAAAAUACUCUUUCCAUCUCUACCUCUACUACUAAAAAAUGCUUAAGCGGGACGAAAUCUUCCAUUUGUAUGUCCCCGGGUGCGAUCUCCGCACCGAUCGAUUUUCGUCCAGCUGCUAAUCACCGUCAUUUGAAUUUCAAAAUGAGUAAAGCUCGUGAUUCCUUCCCUUUUUUCUCUCACAUGAUUAUGCUAAACCUAUCCUCCUUUAGCCCGGCAUCCAGAACUUCCUUUAGCCUCAAGGCUUGACCUUCCAUCACUGCGAUCUUGGUUCCACCUAUCCCGGCAUAGUCUUCUCCAAGUGUACCAUCGCGAUCUCAACUCCACCGUUCCCAUCGAUAACUCCAUCAUGUGUCGGGUGUGUGCGAUCGCACGUCACCAUCUCCCGAUGCUGCCAAUCCGCCGCCAUCUUCCGCGGUUGUCAUACAGGCCGUGGCCAUCUCCCACCAUUGCCAUCCCCUGCCAUCGCCAUCUCAUCGGUCCCUAGACUUCGGUUGUUUAAGGUACGUUGGCUCGCCGUCAGGUAGCUGCAGUGGGCGUUCUAGGAUAGGAUGGCGAUGGCGGAGGCCACGUGUGGGGGCAGGGCAUACCUGUUCGACUUGCUGCCAUGAUGAGGAUCGAUGUGGCCACCAGCAAGGAGUCCGUGCUGGCAUGGAUCGGCGACUGCGACCGCGGGGCAUGCUUCUUCAUGGCGCCGGAUUGCUGUGGGAGGGAGCGAAGGAGGGACCACGCGCCAGCAGAGGACGAGGCUGAGUCCUCGGGCAUGGACGAGCGCUCCGGGGAGAGCCGCGGGGUGGAGGACACCACCAAGGUGACGAAGGUGAGCGGGGCAUGGGGGAGAAUGCGGCGGCAAGGCUGGAGGAGAGUGAGAGGUACUACCAGGUCGUUAGCAAGUUGUUCCUCAGCUUCGAAAUGACAUCCCGCGGCAUGACGAUCACGGCGGUCUGCAAGGUCGAACAGGGUGCAAGGGUUAGGGCGUUCCAGCAGCAAGGGCAGCUCCUCGCCGCCGCGUGCGGCGCCGCCGCCGGCACCCCCAAGUUCGUGUGGUAUGGAGCAUCAGUAGAGGACGUGGCCGCCGUGGUGGAGCGUGGUUUCGCAAUGACCAACGCACCAUGGCUUGGCGGUCGCAAGCACGGCGACAGCCUCCACCUCUCGCCGCCUCAACGCCCCUGCACGUGGUAUUGUAGGAAAGCAAAGGCCAUAUUUAAGGAGUUUCAGUUAAAGAAAGAGCCCUAUGUUGUGGAGCUUGAUCAUCGAGAGGAUGGUUCGGAGAUUCAGGAUGCCUUAUCUGAGAUAGUUGGCAGGCGUACUGUUCCUCAAGUUUUUGUCAAUGGAAAGCAUUUGGGGGGCUCUGAUGAUACUGUUGAGGCUUACGAAAGUGGAAAGUUGGCAAAACUCUUGAAUAUCGGAGUCAAGGACGAUCUUUAAGAAACAUGUUAGCAUCACAAGUUUAUCUCUUGUUUUGAGUUAUGAGGCUGUAUUAUGCGACUCUGAAUUGGCAUUAUACGAAAUAUGUAACUGAAUAUUGUGGCAUAAUUCAUAACAUCUGAACCCUACUUUUGAUAUUUCCUCCAUUAUCUCGUAUUAAUUCUGAUGCUA
Messenger RNA from Panicum virgatum (switchgrass), 2366 nucleotides. RefSeq names its product glutaredoxin-C8-like. The record is from RefSeq and is a predicted model, not a curated record. Gene Ontology annotation, molecular function: glutathione disulfide oxidoreductase activity. Bases 1599 to 2195 code for a protein of 198 amino acids. The transcript has 5 exons. Gene Ontology annotation, biological process: cellular response to oxidative stress. Gene Ontology annotation, cellular component: cytoplasm. NCBI's taxonomy places the organism in Eukaryota, Viridiplantae, Streptophyta, Magnoliopsida, Poales, Poaceae.